This is a messenger RNA of Patiria miniata (bat star), 2097 nucleotides long. Its product is annotated as H/ACA ribonucleoprotein complex non-core subunit NAF1-like. The record is from RefSeq and is a predicted model, not a curated record. The transcript has 9 exons. Gene Ontology annotation, cellular component: sno(s)RNA-containing ribonucleoprotein complex. NCBI's taxonomy places the organism in Eukaryota, Metazoa, Echinodermata, Asteroidea, Valvatida, Asterinidae. Gene Ontology annotation, biological process: pseudouridine synthesis; box H/ACA snoRNP assembly; ribosome biogenesis. Gene Ontology annotation, molecular function: RNA binding. The coding region runs from base 224 to 2053 and encodes 609 amino acids.
UAGAGAUUGCAGGAACAAGACCUAUACACAACGUGCAUAUUUAGACCACAUGUUUAUUUCUCGGGACUGCAGCAACACUCUCGGUUUUUAAAUAAAUUUCUCCGUUUAAUAAACGUCUGAGCUUGUGCAAGCUAUAGCAUUGGGACGAAAAAAAUAAAAACAUCCGGAAGACUAAACACCUCCAUAUGAUCGUAUGCUGGAGAAGUUGUAACCUGCGAUAAGCAUGGAUCCUGAGCCGACGUGUCCCGGCAGCUUGCCAGUGGAGGAGAAGACAAUAGUCAAGCAAGAACUGGAAACGGAACAUUCAUCGUGUACGCUUGCUGUUGAGUCACUUUCAGUAAAUGCUGCAUCAAUAUCAGCAGCUCCGUCUGAAAAUGACGGCUACGGAAUGAUCAAAAUGGAAGACGAUUGCCUGCCUGGUAUUCCGUGCACCCCAAUGAACACUGAACCGGCAACAACUCUUUCACAGGUUGGAAGUUGCAGCCUGACCGCAAAAACUGAACCUGCAUCAAUAUCACAAGCUCCGUCUGACAGUGAUGGCCGCGGAAUGAUAAAAAUGGAAGACAAGCGCCGGUCUUGUAUUCUGUACACCCCAAUGAACACUGAACCGGCAACAACUCUUUCACAGGUUCAUAGCUACAGCCUGAGCAUAAAAACUGAAAUUGAAGACUCGGAUACUUCAAGAGAAGCUGAAACAGCGAUUGACCAGUUGUUGCCGAGUUUCGAAAACACAUCUCAAAUUCCUACAGGCGAUGCCUUCCAAAGUGUCUCGGUGAAACAGGAAGACUUGCCAGAGAAAUCGGAAGAAACGAGACAAGAUUCUGAGGAUUCUGAAGAUGAUUCGUCAACGUCUUCAUCAUCGUCAACGUCAUCGUCGGAGAGUGAGAGUGAUACGGAAGAAAGCAGCUCGUCUUCUGACUCCUCAAGCUCGGAUGAUGAGAGACGUGCACCCAUCCGAGGUGCAAGGCACAGUGAUAGUGAGGAGGAUUUUCCAGACCGACUUGCCCUGCCUCCAAAAACCGCGAAGGAAGUGCUAGUCAUGGAUUUACCGCCAGUGCAACCUAUAGAUGUGGUUCUGGAUUCGACUGAAGAGCUCAAACCUGUCGGGGUCGUCUCAAGUAUCAUCGGCCAGCUCGUCGUGAUUCAAUCGAGUCUUGGCGUUGAAGCCCUGGAUUCUGACACGGUCUUGUUCCGGGACGACAGACAAGCCAUUGGAGUGAUUUUUGAAGUGUUUGGCCCUGUGAUAGCCCCGCUGUACACUGUCCGAUUCAACAAUUUGACCGACGUCCAAGAUCUCAAGAUUGAGUUAAAGAUGCCAGUCUUCUUUGCUCCGAGAAUCCCUGACAUGACGACUUAUGUCUUCACACAGAGACUCAAGCAGUUGAAAGGUUCCGAUGCAUCGUGGGAAAAUGACGAGGAGCCCCCUGCGGAGUGCGUUGAGUACAGCGACGACGAACAAGAGCGUGCCGUAAAGAACAAGAAAAAGAACGACAAGCGCAAGAGAAAAACUCCAAAUCCGAGCCGAAACAACAUGCAGGAUGUUGUCAUGGCAACGGACGAGAGCUUGCCGUCAAGGCAUCAGUUUCCAUCAGGCAAUCGCCACGGUUACCAUGAAUCGACCAAUCAACAUAGACCACGAGGAAGAGCUGCCUUUGAUGCCAGACCGAGACAACCAUUCCAAAACUGGAGAGGGCGGGGGAUGCCACGCCCACCAUUUGGACCCCAUCAUCCGAGACCCCCUUUUGGCCCACCCUGGCAUCCACAAGCGUACCAACAGCAUGGAUCAUCCUUUAAUCCGGAUCAAUUCAUGGGAUUACCAGGUACAUUUAAUCCACAGGGCCCCGCCCCUUAUGGGGACUAUUCUUUCCCGCCCCCACCUCCGCCUCCACCUAAUCCCCACCCCAACAGUUUUAACCCCCCUCCCCCACCCCCACCCCCACCCCCUCCAGGUUAUCCCAAUAUGCAUAAUCACCCACCCCCGCCCCCACCUCCCCCUCAGCCUACUACCAUGCCACGCCCAUUCCCCGGAAAUAAUUACCACACCUAUAUUUAAUUUAUAUCAUCCCGACGCAAAAUUCCAUCUUAUGAAUAGUUAAU